This is a messenger RNA of Cooperia oncophora, 1275 nucleotides long. Lineage: Eukaryota; Metazoa; Nematoda; Chromadorea; Rhabditida; Trichostrongylidae. The record is from the annotation of a GenBank genome assembly.
UUGCAUCAGUGUUUAGGCGGUGGUCAUGCAGGGUGCGAAGGAGCUGCAGCGGCGGCUAGAUGUGGUGCCAGAACGAUACUUCUCACCCAUAACAGGAAUACGAUAGGAGAAAUGAGUUGCAAUCCGAGUUUUGGCGGAAUUGGGAAGGGCCAUCUAAUUCGUGAGGUGGAUGCUCUAGAUGGUUUAUGCGGUCGCAUCUGUGAUCAGUCUGCUAUCACUUAUCAGGCAUUAAACUCCGGACAAGGCCCUGCUGUUCUUGGACUUCGUGCACAAAUCGACCGCACCCUUUAUAAGGCUCAUAUGCAAAAGGAGAUUUCCAAUACCGAAAACCUUGAAGUUGUCGAAGGUGGUGUGCAAAUGCUAACUGUUGAAAAUGGCAACGAGAGACGAGUCACUGGUGUAAUCUUGGAGAAUGGCAGGAAGCUGGAGGCAAAAACCGUUGUGAUAGCAACGGGAACAUUUCUAGGAGGAGAGAUAUUUUUAGGCAAAGAUAGAUGGCCUGCUGGAAGGAUCGGUGAAAAGAGUGCUAUGGGCUUGUCGCAAUCAUUCAGAGAAUUAGGUUUCCGCCUUGCACGUCUUCGAACUGGAACUCCUCCUCGUCUGUUGAAGGAUACCAUCGAUUUCACUCAAUUUGAGAUAAUGCCUCCGGAUCAUGUUCCAAUACCAUUUUCAUUUAUGACGGACCAGGUUUGGCUACCUCCUGACAAACAGCUUCCUACAUAUAUCGGCUAUACGAACGAUCUUGUGCGUGAGAUAGUCGAGGAAAACUUGGAGGAAAUGAACACAUUAAAGCUGAUGCGAGCGGUCCUCCUGUUCCUCGAGCAUGAAGGAUUGAACUCCGAGUUGAUCUAUCCGCAAGGAAUGUCCAUGACUUUUCCGCCCGAUAUUCAGCUUAAGAUAAUGAGGGCUAUCAAAGGAUUGGAGAAGGUGGAGAUCGCUCAACACGGUUACGGAGUGCAAUACGAUUUUGUAGAUCCCAAGCAGUUGUUACCAACACUGGAAACAAAGUCAGUGAAAGGCCUCUUUCUUGCCGGUCAGAUUAAUGGAACGACAGGAUAUGAAGAAGCGGCAGCACAAGGUGUGGUGGCCGGCAUCAAUGCAGCAGCUCGUGUUCGAGGAGAAGAUGGAAUGAUCAUUCGUCGUAGCCAAGGAUACAUUGGUGUGCUGAUUGAUGACCUUACAAGUUUGGGCACAAAUGAGCCAUAUCGAAUGUUCACGUCACGAGCGGAACACCGGUUACAUCUGAGGUUAGCUAUGCUAUUAACCAAGAUGUAA